AUGGAGGAAGACACAUACACUGAUUUGGAUUUUGAUUUGAAGGAAGACGUUAAAUUAGAAAAUGAUGUUAGUGACCUUAAUAGGAUGCUAAGUAUGUUACGAGAUGGCAUGUUAAAAAAGAAGGAGAAGAUCAUGGAAGAGUUUGUUCAAAGGGUGUCCCAAUUCUCUGGACCUUCUGAUUGUAAAAAAUAGAUUAACUUCAAUAGAGCGAUUGUGGAAGCAUAAACUAUAGAGGAAGUUUUGGAAAGCACUGGUGAGAUGAUUAUUGCUGUUGGAAAAGGGUUUACUCAUUCACUGUUAUCUCCAUUGAACAUUGCUACUACACUUCAUCGAAUUGUCCUCGAUUGUCAAAAAAGUGUUCUGAGAUCAUUCAUAUUAUCAUACUUUCAAAGAGAGGAGCUUGCUCAGGCUUUUGCUUCUCUAUAUGAGCCAGCUGACUCUUUGCUUGAGGCUCAGGAUACUAAUUAUAAAUCUGCAAACCAAUAGUGCUCCUUAAAGGCUGAAACAUCAUAUUCUGAUGAGGAGAGCAGCAAUGAAGUCAGUGGAGAUCUUGAUGCAGGACCUUUAGGCCCUCCAGUGCUCAGAUUUAUAUAGUAGGUAUCAGCUGGGUAUAUAGCUUGGUCAUAUGCUGUUCUAGGACAACUGGACCGAAUUUAGUUUUCAAAAGUGUAGAGAACUCUGAGCCAUUCUGAGGAGCAAAGGCUUUCAGAGCAAUAUAGAGAGGAUAUCAUGUUUGCUUCUCAGGCUCAUCUUGUGAAUCAAUGCUCGAAGCUCGUACCCCGUCUGGAGUUGUCACUUGGGGGCAGUCUUGAGGACAAAAUUGCUCGUGCUGGAAAAACUAGAAGGUUUAAUCAGAAAACAACUUCUUUAUUUGGGAAGGAAGUUGCUCGUCUCCUGGUGAGCACUGGCCUUGAUUGGGUGAGAGAAUAUGUUGUGGACGGGUACACAGUGGAUGCUGUUGUGGUUGAUAAGAAGAUUGCUUUGGAGAUAACUAAUUAAUUUGUCCAGGAAUACAGGUUGGUAUCUGCCUAUACCAUGCUGAAACGGUCGUACAUUGAUGCUGCUGGUUGGAAAGUGGUAUCACUGUCUCAUCAAGAGACGAGCCCCUUCUUCUCACAAUCCAGAAGGCUUCAGUAUUACAUAUUUAUGCACACAAAAAAUUUACAAGAAAAACUGACAAAACCAUGA
Populus nigra (black poplar) is the source of this 1188-nucleotide messenger RNA. RefSeq names its product RAP domain-containing protein, chloroplastic. The record is from RefSeq and is a predicted model, not a curated record. Gene Ontology annotation, molecular function: RNA binding. Gene Ontology annotation, biological process: mitochondrial RNA processing; chloroplast rRNA processing; regulation of mitochondrial mRNA stability. Gene Ontology annotation, cellular component: ribonucleoprotein granule; chloroplast; mitochondrial matrix. Lineage: Eukaryota; Viridiplantae; Streptophyta; Magnoliopsida; Malpighiales; Salicaceae.